AUGGUGUUUCAGAAUUGGAGCUGGAAGAAGAAAAGCGAAGAUCAUGAUUCAUGGUCUGAAAGUUGUUGUUAUUGUAACAUGAGAGAAGAAUAUCUUGAUACAUGGUUUGAAAGUUGCUAUUGUUAUAACUUGAGAAGAGAAGAUACAGCGUUACAGGGUUGGAGGAAGAAGAGAAGAAGAGACGAUGAUGAUGGUCAGAGCAAGAGAAAAGAAGAAGAGACACGGUUUAGACAUAGGACAGAUGAUUUACCAUUUAUAAACGACGAUUUGUUAGAAGAAAUCAUGUUGAGGCUUCCAGCGAAAGCCCUAACUCGAUUCGAGAUCGUGUCUAAACACUGGAGUCGUAAGAUCAAGUCUAAAUAUUUCAAGGAUAGAUACAUGUCGCAUCAGAAAACAACUCAAGAACCCAAAUUCCUAUGUCUCCACGAAUCUUUCUUAGGUCUUACUCUAACGAGUAUGAGUUUGGACUGGUCUUCGACGUCUUGUCUAGCGGAAGAAGGCCCGGUCUAUCACAUUGAACCAAAAAUCGACCAAUCCACCAGAGUUUCGGGUAGUUGCGAGGGUCUUGUCUGCAUAUUCGACGAGCACAAGCCGACAAGUCCGAUUAUUGUGACUAACCCGGCCAUGGUACGUGCUCAAACCCUGCCUCUUUCCUGGUUUCAGCGUCAGUGCUUAGAAGACAAUAAUAACAACAAAAAUCAACCUCCACAGUUCCCAGGACUUGGGAAAGACGACGUUACAGGAACGUACAAACUAGUCUGGCUGCAUAACAACGAAAGCAACUACACCUUAUCAUGCGAGGUUUUUGAUUUCGAGGUCAAGAAAUGGAGGUGCCUUGCGAAUACGCCUUGUGAUGUACGCGCAAACGAGGAACCAAUAUUCGCAAAGGGAUGGCUUUACUGGAUCAUUGCAAAUCGGAGUAACGAGUAUAAUAUUCUUGGUUACAAUAUUCACACGGAGAUGUUUAGGGUCUUUACAAAUACGAUUGUUUCCGAGGCAUGUGAUUUUAAUACGAUUACUAUGUGCAGUCUAAGUGACCGUAUCUGGGUGACAAAUAACAUGCCAGAAGGUGAUGGUAUGCAACACUUUUGGAGGAUCAAAAACACAAUGGAUUCCGAGUGGGAAUCGGAGAAGCUGUUCUCCAUAGACCCUUAUUUGAUUUCCCCUGGGUUUAAGAAUACCUCAACGGUUGAGCCGUUCAUCACACUUAAGGCAACUUCCAAGGACAAUAAGAAGGUUAUCGUCUCAAGGUUAUAUUUCUCCAAUCUCGUACAUUUGCUUUCUAGUCCCACUGGCCAAGGCCUAGUUUUUGGUUCUGCUUUUACUGGUCCUGGUUACUGUACAUUCAUUCCUUAUUUUCAGAGUUUAGACUUUCCAUUGUGAACUAGCUUAUUUAGU
This is a messenger RNA of Raphanus sativus (radish), 1398 nucleotides long. Its product is annotated as putative F-box protein At2g02030. The coding region runs from base 1 to 1383 and encodes 460 amino acids. The transcript has a single exon. Gene Ontology annotation, molecular function: protein binding. The record is from RefSeq and is a predicted model, not a curated record. NCBI's taxonomy places the organism in Eukaryota, Viridiplantae, Streptophyta, Magnoliopsida, Brassicales, Brassicaceae.